UCUCUUCUCUAUAUAUACCCAUUUUUCCACUAAACUUAGACAAACAAAAUACACAAUCUUAUCCUCUCUUUUUUCUUCUCCUAAAAUUCUAAAACAACUUAUAUAUAUAUAUACAACUUAAUUAUUAAUUUUCAUAUUUAUCUACAAUUACAAUCAUGGCUAAUUAUGAAGAAGUUUCAGCUCUUAAAAGAAUUAAGUUACAUCUUCUAGGUGAAUUUUCUCCACUUCCAUCUCCUAUUUCACAACCCUCCUUAAAUUUUGAUUUUGAUUUUGAUUUUCAAUUUCAAACGGAACAAAUUCAAUCUCAAUCCGAAUCGGAAUCAAAAUCCAUCAAUUCCGAUUCUUCGAUUUCUUUGGAUCAUUACUUAACUGAUCUCUUUCAAACAGAAACACAAUUUCCCGUCUUUGAAUUUGAUUCAAAACCUCAAUUAAUUGAAACUGAGAGUCCACAACCCUUAAUUUCUCAAAGAACCGUAGAGAAAAAGCCUCAACUGAAUAGAAAACCGUCGCUGAAAGUUGAUUUACCGAAGAAAACAACCGAAUGGAUCCAAUUCGGGAAACCCGAACCGAAACCGGAGGUGAUUGUGAAGGCGGAAGUUGUUGAGAAACAACACUACAGAGGAGUUAGACAAAGACCGUGGGGAAAGUUCGCGGCCGAAAUCCGUGACCCGAAUAAACGCGGGUCAAGGGUUUGGCUUGGAACGUUUGAAACGGCUAUUGAAGCUGCUAAAGCUUAUGAUCGUGCUGCUUUUAAGCUGCGUGGAUCUAAAGCGAUUCUUAAUUUUCCUCUUGAAGUCAACGCGGCGGUGAUGGCGGAGACGGAGACUUCCGGUGACAAAAAACGGUGCCGUGAAGAGGAAGAGGUAGUAGAAGUGAAACCGGUGGUGAAAAAAGAAAAAAUAACGGAAUUUGAUGUGAACUAUUUUAAAGAGAUGCCGCUAACGCCGUCAGCUUUCACUGGGUUUUGGGAUAAUAAUGAUGUUAAGGGGAUGUUCAACUUUCCACCUUUGUCACCGUUAUCUUCCUUUUGUUUGUCACCUCUUGUGGUUGUUUGAAAUUUCUAUUUUAGGGAUGCUUUUAUUAAGGUUGUGUUAUUUUAGUAUCUCGAUACACAUUGUUGAAAUACAAUUUGAUGUAACAUGAUUCAUCGCUGAUUGAUGCUGAACUUGGAAGAGCUAUGACCGUGGUUUGAUUCCCUGCAAAUGCCAUCAGAGGAAGUAAAACCAUUUGGUGUCAAAACUGACCCCGAACCAGAUUAAAUUAGUGGUGAAAGGCAAAAAAAAAUGAUUCGAGUCGAAGAGAAAGUAAUAUAAAACUCAGAACUGUAUGAAUAUACGGUGUUUAUGUUAAAAUUUGUAUUCGAAAGUACUCUUUUGUAAUUUCAUCCUGAAUAGAGAUGUGGAAUGUAAAUUUUAUGAAAUUAUUUAAUUUAUUUGUCUAUUUAAACUUUUUAAA
Trifolium pratense (red clover) is the source of this 1455-nucleotide messenger RNA. Its product is annotated as ethylene-responsive transcription factor 5-like. Gene Ontology annotation, biological process: ethylene-activated signaling pathway; regulation of DNA-templated transcription. Lineage: Eukaryota; Viridiplantae; Streptophyta; Magnoliopsida; Fabales; Fabaceae. The record is from RefSeq and is a predicted model, not a curated record. Gene Ontology annotation, molecular function: DNA-binding transcription factor activity; DNA binding. The transcript has a single exon. Bases 156 to 1055 code for a protein of 299 amino acids.